Messenger RNA from Kalmanozyma brasiliensis GHG001, 1533 nucleotides. Its product is annotated as Major facilitator superfamily. The record is from RefSeq and is a predicted model, not a curated record. The transcript has a single exon. Gene Ontology annotation, cellular component: membrane. Gene Ontology annotation, biological process: transmembrane transport. NCBI's taxonomy places the organism in Eukaryota, Fungi, Basidiomycota, Ustilaginomycetes, Ustilaginales. Gene Ontology annotation, molecular function: transmembrane transporter activity. Bases 1 to 1533 code for a protein of 510 amino acids.
AUGAACGGCGCUCACGCUUCUGAGGACGCGAUCGCAGUCGUCGACCGCAAGAACCAGCCAUCCGCCGACACCAAGACAGACGCCAACAUCGUCGCCAUUCCCACGCUGGACAAUGUCGAGCGAGCCAUCACGCCCACGUCCGGCGUCGCGACACCCGGCUUCGACCCCGCAACCGCACUUCUCUACCCCACCGUCUCGCCCGACCACACCCCGCCAAAAUCGCAAAGCGCCAUCGUGCUGAUGCUCAACUUCCUUCUCAACGUCACAUUCUUCAUCAUCGUCCCCACCUCGGCUGGGUACGCUAACGAUCUCGGUGCCUCGACGUGGUUCUCGGGUCUCACCGUCGGCAUCAGCGUCGUGGUCUCCGGACUGCUGCUCGUCCCCUUCUCGACGCGCUACAACCGAGUCUACCGCUUUCCCAUCCUGUUCGGUGCCGUGUGCAUCAUGCUCGGCGAGGUGGUGUACGCGCUGGCGGGUGUAGCGGAUACGGCGUGGUUGAUGUUCCUCGGUCGAAUCAUCAUCGGUGCCGGCUUUGUGUCGUGGCGAUAUGUCAAGUCGUACUUUACGGAUGCGGCGGUGGUGGGGACGUCGAAACGGACCAUGAUGGCCGCGUGUUUGGUGACGACACAGCUGGGAGGGAUGGCCGUGGGACCGUGGAUCGGAGGCAUCCUGUCGAAAAACGUACGACCCAUGACGGACGAGCAUCGGCUGUGGAAUGGAUACACCGCGUCGGGCUGGGUCAUGGUCGGCGUCUUUGCGGUGUUCUUCGCGGCUGUGUGGUUCGUCUUCCGUGAUCCAGUUCAAGAAGCGACCCCAAUCGAGCUCGCAGCGCUAUCUGGCUCCAGGCCGGGAUCCAAGGAAGCCGCCGAGGCAUCACAAGAGCCCACACUCCGAAGCAUGUUCCGCGAGCUCAAUGCGACGCAAAAGUUCUCGGUCCUGACCAUGUGCUGGUUCAGCAUGGUCAACUUCCUCGUGCUCGGUGCGUGGGAGGUCAACAUUCCCGUCUUUGGUCAUCUGCGCUUUGGCUGGUCCGAGUACAAUGCCGGUAACGUGAUCGCUUUGGGUGGGCUAGCGACGAUGCCGAUCCUCUUUGCGCUCGUGUUCGCGGCCAAGUACCUGCAAGACCGCCUCAUCCUAGCUGCUGGAACGCUCUUUGGUCUGCUCGGGCUGUCGCUGCACAUGGGUGCGCUCGAAAGCCCCGCCAAAUCAGCAGUGAGCCGACUGGCCACGCUCGAGUCGGUCAACUUCGGAUCGUUCUUCACGAGUUGGUUCCUCAUCGCCCUGGGGUACAACAUGUUGACGACCAUCACACUCUCGUUGCUCUCCAAGCAGCUGCCGGCCAAGUACAACGGGUUGACAUCGACCAUCAUUCAGCUGAGCAACAAUGUCGGGCGUAUCUCGGGCGCGCUAUGGGGCGCAACGAUCUACCAGGUGGGGCAGUUCAGCAUCGUCUCGCUCGAGCUGGCGGUGACGCUGAUCGGGACGUGCCUCAUCGGGUUGCUGUGGCGAAAGAUGGAUGUUGGGAGUGGCUGA